Messenger RNA from Bipolaris maydis ATCC 48331, 1828 nucleotides. The record is from RefSeq and is a predicted model, not a curated record. NCBI's taxonomy places the organism in Eukaryota, Fungi, Ascomycota, Dothideomycetes, Pleosporales, Pleosporaceae.
AGCAAUUAGCGCCAUUUGACCUCAUCCACUCGUCUUCUGUCCUGCUUCCCUUCUGUGUUUGCUGGCCAUUCACUGUACAUACCUAGGUUAUCGUCUUACCCAUUUACUUUCGCUCUUUUCAACACACUGCAAGUCCACAUUCAACAUGGACCUCUACCGAGCUACCUUUGCGGGCUCCGUACUACUGAAUCUCUUUGCAUUCUACCAAACCCACCGCUCCCGCAAAGCAAACACCGAGGCGGCCGUCUCGGACAAGAAAGAUGGACUGGAAUCCCACGAGCCCGAUAUGGACGGCUUGAGCAAGCUGAAGAAACGCUUCUUCCCAAUCUAUCUGCUCGUUAACGCCGCAGAUUGGCUUCAGGGACCCUAUAUCUAUCCCAUCUACAAAGAUGAGAAAGGACUCCCCGAAGAAACAGUCGCCUUCCUCUUCCUCACAGGCUUUAUCUCUGCCGGCAUCUCCGCAUCCUUUGUAGGCGGACUUGCAGACCGUUAUGGCCGAAAGACGGCCUGCCUUGGAUACUGCGCCAUCUACUCCCUCUCUUGUGCUACGCUCCUUACCAACAACAUCUACAUUCUGUUCUUCGGUCGUAUACUCGGCGGCCUUUGCGGAACGAUCCUCUGGAGCGUCUUCGAGAGCUGGCUCGUCGCUGAGUUCAACCAACUUAUGCUGCAAGAUGGUGAGCCUCACUUGAGUGCCAUCUUCAGCACCAUGACCACUUCAAACACUCUGGUUGCCAUUGCCUCUGGCAUCUUUGCUGAAUGGGUUGUCACCAAAACAGGCACGGCCAAGACCCCCUUCAUGGCUUCCAUUGCAUGCUUGACCCUGUCCUUCCUGGCCAUCUCGUCAUACUGGGGCGAGAACUAUGGAUCCAGCAGCCGAAGGGCGUCUGAGACCGAAGGUCUUCUUCAGCAAGAAGAGGCGGCGCCGGCGCCUUCCUCAACCUCUGCUCUGCGAACAAUUCUUCGUGAUCGCAACAUUAUGAUUCUCGCUUUGGUAUCGGGUUUCUUUGAAGGAUCACUUUUCUUAUUCAUCUUUUUCAAAUUUCCUGCAUUGAAGCUCAGCCACCAACUCUCCGGCUCGACCGAUGAACUGCCAUUCGGCCUCAUUUUCGCUAUCCUUAUGUGCUCCAUGAUGCUCGGCUCUCUCCUCCACAAACAUGUCUCCACAUCCGCGAACCCCGUACCAGCGCAGAAGAUGCUCAUUGGCAUCCUCGCCGUUUCUUCCGCCUGUUUCUUCAUCCCUGGGCACUUCCGCGACGAACGCCUUACACUGUGGUGCUUCUGCAUCUUUGAGCUCUGCUGCGGAAUAUACUAUCCCGCUAUGGGCUCGCUCAAGAGCAAGCUCAUUGAAGAUGGCUCACGAGCUAGCAUCUAUGGUAUUCUUCGCAUUCCGCUCAACGUCUUUGUCGUGCUAGCGCUCAGCACCACAAAGGAGGGCGAGGCACAUCGCGACACAGUAUUUACGACAUGCAGUGUACUGCUUAUUGUAGCUGCCGUCUUUGUUCACAAGACGUUGGCCUGAUUUCUUUGUUAUGCUCGUGAAACUCUAGACACCAGAUGGGCACGAUGCGCUCAUAGGGGAUGGCGCACAAACUCUCAGUCUUUAGAACUUUGGUAAUAUGUCAGCUCUGCAGUAUAGCGCCGAGGCUAUGCAAACACUAUUUUGUUGUUAUUACCAAGUAUGGUUGCUUUCUGUAAAUAGCACGCGACAUGCACAUCGCCAUCCACAAUACCCACUUGUUUUGUUUUUCUGUUGUCAUCGCAAUCGGUUGAGUACGUAUGCACAGGUAGAUAGCCCGGUAGAUCAUAUGACAUCAUUGUCAGCUCU